This is a messenger RNA of Physella acuta, 4315 nucleotides long. RefSeq names its product A-kinase anchor protein 17A-like. Lineage: Eukaryota; Metazoa; Mollusca; Gastropoda; Physidae. The record is from RefSeq and is a predicted model, not a curated record.
GAGACAAGCGAGUGAAAUAGCCUAGAUUCCUAUGUCCUGCAAUGGCCUUUUCAAACGUUUGUUCGUAUUCUGAAAAAAAUAAUCAGCUUAUGGUAUAAAUAUAUAACCUAUAGAUAAGGAAAUACUGUCUGAGCUUUUGGUUGUUGAACCAAAAUGGCCAACACUACGAUAUGUACAGAUACAUCAGAGGCAGUGGAACUUUAUGAUUCCCAGGGUCUGUAUCUCAAACCUGUUGCCAAAAUCAACAUAUGUGUACAGCUGCCUCAGCUCAAAACUGCUGGGAAAACAAUUUCUAACUGGGAAGUAAUGGAAAAGAUUAAACACAUGGUUAGACCAGAAGUAUUCUUGACACUUAAGAUAUUUAAAAGUACGUUAGAGUUCAUAAGACUGGAAGGUGAGAUAGAAAACAAAAGUAGGAUACACAACAUAAUCCUAAAGCUUGAUGGGAAAACAAUAAAACUUAGUGGAUUUACUGAAAUUCUCAAGGUUAGAGCUGCAGAGGCUAAAGUUAAUUUUCCAUCUCGACACGACUGGGACUCAUAUUUUAGGGAUGCGAAGAAUAUGAAUGAAAUGAGACCAGGAGAGAGACCUGACACUGUUCACUUAAAGGAUUUACCAACUAUAUGGUUUGCUGCUAAAUUAUCUGAUAAAGAUGUAAAUAACAAAGAGCUGAAACCUUGUGAAGCCAUUGUGCGAAAAGUCUUUCAAACAUUUGGUGAGAUAAGAUGUUUAGACAUUCCCAUGUUGGACCCAUAUCGAAAAGAGAUUUGUGCAAAUUUAAAGAAAGGGUCAAUACAGACAUUUUCAUAUGGUCAAGAUUUGACCUUUGAGUGUUAUAUUCAGUACAUGAACUAUAUCAGCUUUGUUAAAGCUAUGGAUUCACUUAGAGGGAUGAAGCUCUUGUAUAAAGGUGAAGACAAGGCCCUUACAGCUGUUAUCAAGGUUGACUUUGACAAAACUAAACAUCUGUCUGAAAAAAAUAUCAGGAGAAGGAGAAUAGAGAGGGAGAAGCUUGAGGCCUUAGAAAGAGAAAGGGUUGAAAGGGCUAGGAGAGAAAGAGAAGAUGAAGAGAGAAAGAAGGAGGAAGAGAGGCGAAAGAAAGAGGAAGAAGAGCGUGAAAAGGAAAGAAAACGACAGGAAAAACUUCAGAGAAAAGAAGACAGAAGGAAAGAGCGUGAGGAAAAGAGGCGGAGAAAGAAAAUAGAGAAAAAGCAAAGGGAAGAAGAAGAAAGAAUGCAGUACAAAAUAGCGCUUGAGGAACGAAGGUUUUUAAUAGCUCAAAGAAAACUGGAAUCUCUGAGACUCCUGUCAGAACUCUUUGAACGCAUCAAGGCGAUAAGAGUGAAAAAGUAUUUGGAGCUGAAAGAAAAAGAGCUGGAGGAAGAAAGGAAACAGCAAGUUGAAGAAGAGAGGCGUCGCAGGCUGGAGGAUGAUGUGAGAAAAGCUGAGGAGAAAAAAGCCAAGAAACAAAAGCUUGUGCAACAGGAAUUGGAGCUUCGUGAGAAAAUACUGAAGAAUUUUAAGGCCAAAGAGGAACAGCAGCAGGAAAAGCAAAGAGAGGAACUGAGGAAAAAAUUGUCGGGAACAAGGAAAUUGAAAAGUGCUGUGAUCAUGAAGAAGGCAAUUAACAAUAUGAUGAAGAAAAAGAAAAGUAUUGGGAAAAAAUUGGGAGAAGGGGAUAAGGGAGACUCUGAUGAUGACACAGAUGACGAUGAAGAUACAGAUGAUGAGGAUGAUGAUUCAGACAGUGAUGGUGAAAGUGAUGUCAGUGACACUAAGAGCAAACAGAUAACCAGCAAAAGAAUUAUUAUGAAAACAUCCUCCAAACCAGCAGUCAGCAAAAAGUCCCAGUCUUCUUCUAAGCUCGUUAAAAAGAAACGACACCAUUCAUCUUCAUCGUCAGAGUUUUCUUCAUCAGAUGAAAAUGAAACUGUUGCACCCAAGAGUGGAAUAAAAGGUGCUAGUGUCAUGGAGAAAGUUCUGAAAGCCAAUCGCAUGCGAGCAUGGAGGGAGCCCGGUGAUCGCGCUGACAGCCCUCCACCUGAAAAUCUCAGGGGUCGGGGUAGAGGUGCCUUGCACGGCGGCCCCAACAGGGGAAUGAAAUUUGAACAAAGAAGAGGCAGAGGCGCCAUGAGGGAGAGGAACAGAGGCAGGAAUAGGAACAAUGACAGGAACAGGAACAAUGUGAAGGAGCGCAGUGUGAGCAGAGAACGCAGCCGAAGCAGAAGUCGUAGCAAGGACAGGCGAGAGAGAAGCUUGUCAGAGGGCAGAGACAAUGACCACGGCCCUCGGAGGGGUCCUAUGCCACCGAUGGGUCCAGGUGGCAUGAUGCCCCUUCCACCUGGCCCCCCGCAUCCGAUGCUUUUCCCUCCACCUUUCCCCAUGCAUUUUCGUCCACCUUUUCCUAUGAGAGGCAGAGGACCUCGAGGUAUGCCCCCUAUGGGGAUGAGGGGAGGGCCAAGGGGCAUGCGGAUGCCAAUCCCACCCCCAGGUUUCCGAGGUGGACUGCAUGUGUUUAACAAGAGCUAUCUCAGAAAAUACAACCAGUUUUUGGGCAUGGGCAAUCAAAUGAGAGACAUGACAGGCAGAUAUGCCCAACCUCUGCAAGUGCCACCUCCACCCAUGCCUAUGUACCCUGGGAACGACAUGGGUAACUCGAGAAAAGCUAGAAAACACAGGAAGGACCGGCACAGGCAUAGAAGCCGAGAUAGAAGUGAUGAUAACAGCAGGAGUGAUCAUAGGAGCCGCCAGAGGAGUAGAAGUAAUGAACAUAGCAGUGAUAGCAGAAGCCGGAGUGAUAGCCGUAGUCGGAGUAGACAUAGGAGUAGUAGUAAGGACAGAAGCCGGAGCCGUGAGAGAAGUCGAAGCAGGAGUAAAGAUAGGAGCAGAGACCGGAGCAGAAAUAGGAGUGAUAGCAGAGGCAGGGACAGUAGAACUAGGCGCAGGAGCAGAAGUACAGACAGCAGAAGUAAAGAUAGAAGCAGCGAUAAGGGUAAGCGCAAGGAGAGGAGUGAGAGUGUUGAAUCUGGCAAGGACAAGAGCAGGAGUGAGGAUAGAAAGAAGAACAAUGAAAGCAGCAGAAAAGCGGAAAGCGCAAGUCAGGAGAAAGCUAAGACAAGUAAUAAAGAGAGCAGUAGAAGUUCGGAGAGGCCCAAGAGAAGCGAGGACAAGAAAAGUGGGGCCCAGAGAAGGUCCAGAAGCAGAGAGAGAGACCAGAGAUCGGAUGAGAGGUCAUCAGAUAGUCAUAGUAAAAAUCCACACGUGUCAGAGUAGCAAUUUUAUGUUUUGCCUUAUUGCAUUUAGUUGUGAUCUAACUCUAUUAAGCUCCUCAAGCAUACUACUACAGUAUUUGUUGCCACGUGGAAUCAUGUGGGUUACUUUGUUGACUCUUGCUAAUACAUUGGUACAAUUUUGUUAUUUUAAGCCCUUCCAGUUGCAGAGUGCUGUCUGUAUACUAUCACUAGUGUCAGAAGGCUUGGCAAACAAUUUUUCUUUAAAUGUCCCUAAUUCUACAGCCAAUUCUAUACCAUUUAAUUAUUUUCCUGUUGACAACUUGAUAACCUUUUAGUACCAUCAAAUAAUAUGAAGUAUGAGUUGUGUUAAGUUGGAUACUGUGAUUGAUAUACAUAUUUUGUCAUGAGCUUGAUUUUUUUUUUAAAGUAUUUUUUUUAUAAUGCUGGUUUGUCAAAUUGGUUAUUUAAAAAAAAGUUUUUGAUUGCAAUUACAUUUCCAUAAAUCUAUUUUUAUUGGUGAGUUUUGGUGUUUAUCUUUUUUUUUUAGUUAACACAAAGCUCUUGUUUAACAUCAUCUGUUGAAUCUGAAUGCUUAAAAAUUGUUUUACAAAGAAAAAAAGUUAAUAUGUUGUUUAGAAUUUAUUAUUGUGAGUGUUACUAAUUAACAAGAUCACAAAUAUUUUAUUGUUACCUGUAUUCACGUAUAGGAACUGUAUCACCAACUUUAUCAGGAAAAAUAGUAUGAAAUUAAUGUUGUCAAUUAUUUUUUUUUCAUCUGAUUAGACAACACUGAAGUAUAAAUAAGUAUAUGAAUUAUGUUAGCAGUUUUUUUUUUACUUCGUUCAUCCUUGCAAAUAUUUAUAUAUUUUUGUGUAAAUUAUGUUGAUAAUUAAGUAAAGGUAGGCUUAUUAGAUCAUGAAUAGAUAUUAUAGUUCAUCGUCUAAUAGUGUUUCUAUUAUAUCCAAGCUGGGAAUUCUUAAAUCCCAAAUGUUGAAAGUUUUUUUUUAAUAGGUAAGAUGUACAUAAUUUUUCUUGGCUAUUUCUAACUCAUUUUUUAAAUAAAUCACAUGGUUUUGUGAUUU